AUGCGACAACCAAAGUCCACGUCAAAGCCGUCUGGAGGGCUUCCAGAGUCGGAGCACCUGGAGACUUCAAGCCCUUUGGCUGCGAUGCAUAUCGCAGAACGCAGACCUUAUGGACCAUCAGGAUUUGCCGGCGCUUUCUCCAACAGAUAUGUCUCAGCGUGUGCUGCAUUCGCUACCAUCGGUGGUGCGAUGUUUGGCUACGAUCAAGGCGUUAUAUCCGUGACUCUGACAAUGGAUCAAUUCCUCAAGAGCUUUCCCGAAGUUUCCAGUAGUGCCUCUGGAGCUGGUUUUCAGAAGGGACUGCUCACAGCCAUGAUUGAGCUUGGAGCUUUCUUGGGCGCGAUGAAUCAGGGUUGGAUUGCCGACAAGAUUUCACGAAGAUGGUCCAUCAUGGUGGCUGUUUGGAUCUUCAUAUUUGGAUCUGCCUUGCAGACUGGUGCACAAAGUUUCUCUAUGCUCGUGGGUGCCCGGUUUGUCGGAGGCAUAGGCGUUGGUAUGCUUGCAAUGGUUGCGCCCUUGUACAUCUCUGAGAUCGCCCCUCCUGAGAUCCGCGGAACAUUGCUCGUCAUGCAGGAGCUCUCAAUUGUCACCGCUAUUGUUGUCGCUUUUUACAUUACCUAUGGUACCCGAUUCAUUCCCAGUGAAUGGUCCUGGCGCCUUCCCUUCCUUAUUCAGAUUAUCCCGGCGCUCCUGCUAGCCGCUGGAAUCCCGUGGCUUCCAUACUCCCCACGUUGGCUGGUCAGCAAAGGUAGAGAUGAUGAAGCACUUCGUGUUCUCUGCAAGCUGCGUAACGUUGAGCCGACCGAUGAACGAGUCCUUCAUGAGUGGAUCGAGAUCAGAUCUGAAGCCGUAUACUGCAAAGAAGUCAGCAGGGAACGACACCCUAAGCUUCAAGACGGGAGUUACAAAAGUCGGAUCAUGCUUCACGUUUGGAGCUAUCUCGAAUGUUUCCGAAAAGGUGCCUGGAAGCGCACUCAUAUCGGCAUCGGACUCAUGUUCUUUCAACAAUUUGGCGGUGUCAAUGCGAUCAUUUAUUAUGGCCCCAGUCUCUUCGAGGGAAUGGGCCUAGAUUACGAGAUGCAGCUCAACAUGUCUGGUGUCAUCAACAUUUGCCAAAUGGUCGCUUGCCUGGGGUCCCUUUGGGGGAUGGAUCGCUUCGGUCGCCGCCCACUACUAUUCGGGGGAUCCAUUUGCAUGGUUAUCUCACAUUUGAUCAUCGCAGUCCUAAUGAGCCAAUACCAAGACAGUUGGCCGACCCACACUGCUGGAGCAUGGGUUUGUGUUGCAUUUCUGUGCUUCUUCAUGAUCACGUAUGGUGGCACAUGGGGACCUAUCCCUUGGGCGAUGCCGGCUGAGAUUUUCCCUUCUUCUCUGCGCGCAAAGGGUGUAUCCUAUGCUACCAUGUCGAAUUGGCUCAACAAUUUCAUCAUCGGACUUAUAACUCCGCCUCUUGUACAGAACACGGGUUAUGGAACAUAUGUAUUUUUCUGCGUCUUCAGCCUGGGAUCUUUGGUUUGGACUUGGCUUUUUGUGCCGGAAACUAACGGACGCGCUUUGGAGGAGAUGGACCAAGUCUUUCAGGAUAAUACGGGAGAACACGAGCAGAACCAACGAGCUCGGAUUGAAUCCGAUAUUGCCUCCCAGGUUUAUGCUCACCACAUCGUUGUUUGA
This is a messenger RNA of Penicillium verhagenii, 1671 nucleotides long. RefSeq names its product sugar porter family MFS transporter. Gene Ontology annotation, cellular component: membrane. Lineage: Eukaryota; Fungi; Ascomycota; Eurotiomycetes; Eurotiales; Aspergillaceae. The transcript is spliced from 4 exons. Gene Ontology annotation, molecular function: carbohydrate:proton symporter activity. Gene Ontology annotation, biological process: transmembrane transport; carbohydrate transport. The record is from RefSeq and is a predicted model, not a curated record. Bases 1 to 1671 code for a protein of 556 amino acids.